AUGUAUGGUCUAGCAUUCGAGAUAUUCGAAGCCUGGAUCGUCGAUGACUAUGGUAGCGAUGCUUGGCGCUCUACAAAGAAGAAGGCUCGUUGCGAAGUGGAAGCCUUCCUCACCCGUGCCACAUACGACUUCAAACUGCUGGUCAAGCUGAUAAAGGCAGCAUCGCUCUAUUUGGACAAAGCUACAGACAAGAUCCUCAGAAGCUUUGGUAACUACACUGUAUCAUAUCUAUUCAAUAGCGUAUAUGGAAGCAUACUGAGGAAUAACGGUGCCACUCUGAAACAAUGGCUAUCCAAUAUCAACGCCACGUUUGAUCACUUUCAAAGAAGUUUCCCUAAAGGAGAUGGGUCAAGUCCUCCUGUUUUCUGGUGUGAAGAUUACAAAGAAGAGAAAGGAGCCAUCCUGUUACACUACUACAACCCUCGGGGCAAUGCUUUCGUCCCAUUCGUGGUAGGAGUUGUUGAAGAACUUGCAACCCUUCACUUUGAACUAGACAUUAAAAUGGAGAUUCUGGGUCUUCAGAACAGCGGUGACGCUCAAUAUUCCACGUGGAUGAUCAAGGCUGCUGAUCCUAAGGACAGCUGGAAGGUCACACCAAGUGCACCCAACCGAAGGGGUGGAAUGACCAGAAAGUUGAGUUUCGCACAACUUGACGAAAUGCCCGACGAACCGUGCCCAUUCACUGCCGAUACGCAAGUAGUCCCAGCCAACAAUACUGGCAGCGAAGAAGCGCUUAGCGUCAAGAGACUGAAACACGUUUUCCCAUUCCACGUGGUGGUGAAUCGUGAUUUCUGCAUCACUCAAGUUGGCUACAAACUGCCACAAGUCCUAAGGACCGACCAAGCAGAUAUCUGCGGUAAACAUAUCAAGGAUGUCUUUAAGGUCAUUCUUCCAGAAAUGGCCUUUGACUGGGAAUGGAGCUCUAUGAAUCGAUUUUGGGAUCAAAGCUUCUUCUUGGAGCCAAUCGUCGAUGCCGUGAAAACAUCACAAAAUGCCAAAAUAGAUUUCAAAGCCUCGCUGUUGACCCUCUCGUCACAACUCGUCAUGAUUUCCUUGCGACCAAAUGUUAGGGACAUCGAAAGUCUGCAAGAAACCGGGCUCACACUUUCCGAGCUAUCCGACGUGACAUCCGAGCGAGAUGCUGUGUUCUUGGGAGAAUACGUGUCUCGAGAGGCUGGUAAAACACAUGCAUUGGACAAAUUGAGUAAAGACUUGAAAGCAGAGCAGAAACUGUCGGAAACCUUGCUGUACAAUAUGCUGCCAAAGAAUGUCGCGGAUGAUCUUCGACAGGGGAAAACUGUGGAGCCGCGGUAUUUUGGGAAUGUGACACUUUUCUUUUCCGAUAUCGAAGGCUUCACAACGCUCUGUGAUCAAAUCCAACCAUGGGAUGUCAUUGACAUGAUGAACCAACUUUAUUCUGUCAUGGAUUUCCUCGUGGAUCGAUUCAAGCUCUACAAGGUCGAAACAGUCGGUGAUGCCUAUGUCUGUGCGUCUGGAUUGCCUGAAGCGGACGAAUUCCAUGGUGAAAAAAUUGCCAAUUUUGCAUUGGCUGUUGUGGAAUGCUCCAAGCAUGUGAAGUCACCACUUACGGGUGAACCCAUCAAGCUACGUAUUGGUAUCCACACGGGGCACUGUACGGCUGGUGUUGUCGGAACAUUGACGCCCCAUUAUUGUCUCUUUGGAGACAUGGUGAACUUCACAGCCCGUCACGAAACAAGUGGUGCUGCUGGCAGAAUUCAUUGCUCGAAUGAUUUGUACGAGCUUCUGCGAUCACGAUCACCUGCUGGUGCACAACAGUAUCGCUUCAAGGCAAGAGGACUGGUUGAUAUGAAAGGAAAGGGUGAACACCUUACCCACUGGCUCGAAAAGGGAACCGAAAACAACCACUUUGCCAAUCCAGGUUCCCUUCUGACAUUGUCAAACAAAGUGAGGAAAAGAAUCUCCGCCAAGAAGUGGAAGAUGAGGAAGUAUUUCCAAGAACAGGCUGCCAACUUUGACGAGUCGAAUCGCGCUUCUUCGGCUUCCGUUUCAGUAGGCUCCGGACUUUCAGUCGUUAGCAGUGUUGCAAGUGGGGCAGCAUCAGUUGAUAGUCGUACGAGCUUCGUUGAGACUGCGGUUAGAAAGAAUUCGCAGGUUGACGGACAGGAAGAAACAAUCAUUGACUUCGGAGACCACCUGCCCAAGCAUGCUCAAGAAUGGAGAGAGCUGCGUUAUGAUAGUAUGGUUUCCCAAGAAGAGUUGGUUGACCAUGUUUUCGAAAUCCUUUUCUCGACAUUGAAGAAGUGCAUCGACAAAGGGGGGAGACGACUCAAGGUGAUUGAAGAUCAGUUACGAGCAUACGUGUACUCCAUCGUUGGCCUCUACAACCCCGAUAGCAUCUACCACACUUUGCGGUACAGCGCUGAAGUUAUGCUUCGUGCAGCCUUUUUGAUGGAACGCCGUGCCGAAGUCCGAAAGAAAGACCCAUGGGAUGUUUUCAUGAUUGUUUUUGCCAUUUUUGUUCGAGACAUUCAUCACAAUGAGAUUUCUGACGAGCAGCUGGAGCAAGAAAAUCACUAUUAUGUUUCGCAUUAUAAGGGCAAGGGUGCUUACCACCAAAGGAGGUCUUUAGAUUCGGCGCUUGAGAUUCUUGAGGAUGAUUUUGUGCAGCUGUAUGACGAGAUCUUCCUCGGUUGCCCUACUUUCCGUCGAGGAGUGAAGAAGUUGGCUGUCGUUUCAGUGGCUGUUGAAGUUGAAAGCAAGUUCAAGGUCAUGCUCGAAAGAUUUGACUCCAACAAAGAAAAACCAAAUGUUCGAGUCCGUUCAACCCACGGCGAAAGCGAUCCUGUUCUCGAAAUGAUUGUUGCAUUUGCUACAGUAGGUCACUACUGCCAGUCUCAUGAUUUGUUCCUGCAUUGGAACCAUUUGCAACUCAUGGCUCAACUUCAUUGCUUCGAACACGAUCGAAAAUUGGCAGAUCCUCGAAAGGAUUGGCAUCGAGAACAGUGCAUGGUAUUCCAAAAUACCAUCGAGCCUCUUGUGGGUCGCAUGGAGACUUUGCUUCCGCAAAAUACUUGGCUUCGAUUUACCUGCACCAAUAACUUGGCCUUGUGGAUGAGAGAUGGCAGAGAAGAAAUAUCAUCCAGUCUGAUUCCUCAAGCCAAGGUGAAAGCACAGCCCUGGGCAUACAAUUCCGAUCUGGUAUCUUCGAACUUGAACAUUUUGGAGUCUCUAAUGCUUGACAUAGCGGCCAAUCGUGCUGAAGAUGGAACCGUGGGUGAAGUUGACUGGGAUAGCAUGAAGAAAACCCGGACUCCGUAUGAAGAGAUGCGUCUUUCCCUCGAAGUCAACAAGGGUGGCAAUGAACAGCAAUCUGAAGAAAGCGGUGCUGAUGAUCUUGUUCCAACUAGAGUUCUGGAAGAGUUACGCGACUUUGUGCUUUCCGUCGCAAACAGCCAUGGAAGAAAUGAAUUCCGCAACUUUCAUCACGCGAGCCACGUUGCUCAUAUUGCGCACUUGCUCGUGCAAAGUUUGCAGAAGCAUUCAGACGAAGAGCACCCUGUUGCAUUCGACCCACUAGUUCGAUUCGCUAUUGUCCUAUCUGCGUUGGUACAUGAUAUUGGGCACACUGGUGUGUCCAAUGCUCGUCUGAAGGUUGAAAACCCACAGUUGGCUGAGAAGUACAGCAACAAGAGCAUUUCUGAGCAGAACGCUGUCGAUACCGCCUGGAAUAUUUUCAUGGCUGACGAACACCAGAAUCUUCGCGAGUUCUUGUUUGGAUCUUCCGUUGCAGAAUGCAAGAGACUUCGUGAGUUGAUGGUCAAUGGAGUGAUGGCAACCGACUUGUCAGAUCCUGUCUUGAAAGCGCUUCGUAAGAGGCGCUGGACAAAGGCCUCGUCUGACGCGAACACCAAGUCGACACUAAUCAUGGAGCACAUUCUCCAAGUAUCUUCUGUUGGCCAUCACUUCCAAGAAUGGGGCAUCUUUUUGGAUUGGAAUGAGCGCGAAUUUUUGGAGGACUUCCUAGCUUUCUUAGAAGGCCGCAUCUCCGAAGACCCAUCAGAUGGUUGGCAUGCGAAACAACUCAAGAAGUUUGAUGACAUCGUGCUUCCAAUGAGUGAACGUGGCGCCGAAACAGACUGCUGGCACAUGCUGGGUGAUCAGCUCUUCCAGCAAGCGACCAUGAAUCGACUAAAGUGGGAACUCGAAGGGGAGGAGUUCUGUCGCGCAAUGGCUGAGAAGACAAAAUCGAAAUUCUCGAAGCCGUCCGAUGCAACUGCAACGACAGCGGCAGAGAGCAUGUUGACUUCGACCAUUGUGGAGCAAAUUGAGUCGCUUUCAAAGGUGAUCAAGAGAUACGAGCGCAAGGUCGAGACCGCCUGUGGAAAUCUAAUCACAGUUGCCUACAAGGACAGCCCUGAUAUUGCUGCUAGCGGCCUCCGUAAGCAAUCGUGGGCCGACAUCCGUCGUCAUUUCCGGCAACAAGGCUGGUACCGAGUGCAUUCGCCCUCGCUUGAAGAUGAUGAACUCAGUGGUUUGACUGAUGAGAGCGGCAACAAGAUGGCUCGAAGGCAUUCUGUUGAUGUCGUUUUCAAUUGCUAA
Messenger RNA from Cylindrotheca closterium, 4581 nucleotides. NCBI's taxonomy places the organism in Eukaryota, Bacillariophyta, Bacillariophyceae, Bacillariales, Bacillariaceae. The record is from the annotation of a GenBank genome assembly.